AUGUCUUCCUUCGAAGCUGACUGCUCUUUUGUCGAUGCCGAGGAUUGGCUAGUCAUUCAGGUCCCAUGGUAUUUCCUCUCGCCACCAGACAGCAGCUGCCCGAUCUGCAGAGAGGACUCAUUUGGCAUCAUCGUCAAAACAAUCUGCGGUCACGUCUUUCAUGGUCAGUGUCUACUGGGAUGGUUUCAAAGUCUCAGCCCUACAGCCGACUACACCAACUACGAUUGCACCUGUCCGAUGUGUCGCAAAGUUCUAGCUACAGUCUUUCGUUCCCACGACGAAGCUGAGCAGUAUUCUGAGGAGCAGGACGAGUUAUCAGAGGGUGUGGGCGACGAAGAGGAAUCAACAAACCUAGUCGAAACAUCAAGCAACUACAACGACCGUGAAGAGACAGAUCAUCUGGCUCAAACCUUACGGGGCGAGGCCGAACAAGAACUGCAGCAUCGACAACUCCAGCUGAACGAUUUCCUAGACCUAAUUCAUGAGGAUGAAGAAUCACUCAAGCCACCACUAGCCAUGUACGGCGGCUGCCUGUCUCUCGAAGGUGGUACCCAUCGGGAUACGGAAGAGUAUAAUUGGUCCUCCACUUCGGGCUCCUUCAUACCAACACGACUGCUACUAUCACACGAGCAAACCAACGAAGAAGAAGAGUUCCAAAGACUACGACGCAUGUAUUGCAUAAGAUUGCAGAUAAACGAUGCUAGAGAGAAGAUUAAGAAGCUGACUGCUAUGCUCGGAAAUCCGGACGUGCAAGUUUCAGCUGGCCAGGGUUCUUCUGGCUGGUUCUGA
Messenger RNA from Ascochyta rabiei, 789 nucleotides. RefSeq lists its product as uncharacterized. The transcript has a single exon. Bases 1 to 789 code for a protein of 262 amino acids. NCBI's taxonomy places the organism in Eukaryota, Fungi, Ascomycota, Dothideomycetes, Pleosporales, Didymellaceae. Gene Ontology annotation, molecular function: ubiquitin protein ligase activity. The record is from RefSeq and is a predicted model, not a curated record.